AUGAGAGAAUAUUCCGAUCUAAAUAUGAGUUGCUUAACAGAAGGAGGACGAUUCCUACUCAUCACUCUUAAUGUUAUUUUUAUGAUUGUAGGCAUCAGUGUAUUUGCCUGUGGAAUACUGCUGAAAUGGUUCCUAGGGGAGUUGCUAAAAAACAGCAUCGUGAAAACCAUGGUUGAGUCCGCGUUUCGGGAGAUCACAAAAGACAGCGUCGUUCCGAACACGCUGGAGUUUGGUCCCCUGACUCAAGGGGCAGCACUCGCGCUGAUGAUUAUAGGGGGCAUUCUUUUCCUGCUCUCGUUCAUGGCGUGCUGCGGGGCUUGUUGCCAAUGGAGACCACUUCUGUGGCUGUUCUCCAUCUUUUUAGUUGUGUUUGUCAUAGCUGAGAUCGUUGUGUUUACCCUAAUGCUGACUCCGAAUUCUGCGAUCCACCUGAAUGCGAGAGACGCUCUCACGGACACGCUACACUUGUCGUACAGACCCCAGACAGGUGACCCCUUUACCGCCACUGCCGAUCUCGUCAUGAUCUCGAUGAAGUGCUGUGGAGUAAGUGGACCGGACGAUUUUUUUAACAUGUCUCUCGUGUAUGACGUGAAUGGGAUGGAGCAGGAAACGGAAGUUCCGCCAUCUUGUUGUUCAGAAAGCGUUAUUCAGACAGUUGAUUACGUGGAUUGUGCGCAGAAUCCAACGACAAACAACACAUUUCAAAUUGGAUGUUACGACGCCAUGUUCGUUAAGGUUGAGCCGUGGAGGUCGUGGCUAAUAACCGGACUCGUUGUCGGUGUCAUAUUCCAGCUGAUCGAGGUGGUAUGCGCAGUGUACGCCGUGAAGGUGAACAAAGUGUUCCCGGACUAA
Gigantopelta aegis is the source of this 852-nucleotide messenger RNA. Its product is annotated as tetraspanin-18-like. The transcript has 8 exons. The record is from RefSeq and is a predicted model, not a curated record. The coding region runs from base 1 to 852 and encodes 283 amino acids. Gene Ontology annotation, cellular component: membrane. NCBI's taxonomy places the organism in Eukaryota, Metazoa, Mollusca, Gastropoda, Neomphalida, Peltospiridae.